This is a messenger RNA of Funneliformis caledonium, 192 nucleotides long. The record is from the annotation of a GenBank genome assembly. Lineage: Eukaryota; Fungi; Glomeromycota; Glomeromycetes; Glomerales; Glomeraceae.
AUAGACGAACCUUUGAAUCACGAAUCUUGGUCGUUAGUCCUAGAAAGGACAUAUCUUGGUCAAGAAACAUACCCUACGUUGAUAUAUCCAAGAGAUAUUGAAGAAGCAAUCUUUUCUUAUAUCAACACACAAAGGUGUAGAGCUAGAUAUCCCGGACGAAUCAUAAUUCAGAAGGGAUUUAGGUGGCAAUAA